Guillardia theta CCMP2712 is the source of this 1623-nucleotide messenger RNA. RefSeq lists its product as hypothetical. Lineage: Eukaryota; Cryptophyceae; Pyrenomonadales; Geminigeraceae. Gene Ontology annotation, cellular component: membrane. Gene Ontology annotation, biological process: transmembrane transport. The record is from RefSeq and is a predicted model, not a curated record. Bases 1 to 1623 code for a protein of 540 amino acids. The transcript is spliced from 14 exons. Gene Ontology annotation, molecular function: transmembrane transporter activity.
AUGGCAGUGGACAGGUCGAUUUCUUUUCACUCCCCGCAACACAAGCAUAGAUCAGCUCCUCGAGCUGGUUUGCGCUGCAAUUUGGUCAAUAUUUAUCGAAAAGAAGUCGCGCUCAAGGGAACGGCAAAUGGAAGCUCCCGUUUGCAUCCUGAAGCGAGCAAUCCGUCGCUAGCUGAAAUUCCAGACAGUUUGCCAAAGAGCAAAUGCGUAGAGGAGGACGGUGACGUAGAGGACCCGACGCUGCACGAUCAGAUCGACGCAUGCGGAUGGGGACGAUUUCAGCUGAUAUCUUUGACGGCAUUUGUCUUGUUUAUUGUUUCGGAUGGAAUGGAGAUGAAUAUCAUCAACCUUGCCUGGAAGGCACUGCCGAAGGAAGAAUGGAAGAUGGAGGAUAGCUUUCGCUCGCUGCUGAUCAGCGGGCCGAACUUCGGGUUUUUCUUCGGUGCACUGGUGGGUGGGUGGGUCGGCGACAUCAUAGGGCGACUUGCUGUGAUUUACAUUCACGGAGCCAUCUUCGUCCCAAUCAGUAUCUUGUCAGCCUUUUCACAAGGAAAGUACACCCUGCUCUUUUCAAGAUGCCUUGUUGGGUUCUCCAUGGGCCUUGUGUUUCCCACAGCUGUCGUACUCAUGGCUGAAUUCUCUACAUCAAAGCAGAGGAGCAGAUCUGUCCUCGUCAUCCCUGCCAUCGCGUUUCCGCUAGGAUCAACGAUUGUUCUGACUUGGGGCAUGUUCUUGAUGAGCGGAUACUCGUGCACCACCAACUGUCCGUGGUGGCGAGGAACUCUCCUUGCAGGAGUGUUGCCGGAUAUCAUUGGACUGAUUCUCGUCUACUACUUUGUGCCUGAGUCGCCGUUCUUCCUCUUGUACAAGGGAAGGACAGACGAGCUGCACAAAGUGCUGAACUACAUCGCCUUCACCAAUCAAGCCAGCGACAAGUUGAUCAAAGGGGGAAGGGUGAAGAAGAUCGAGAGCGCCGGCGACAAGUCUGAUUCUUCAAAGUCGUCAUGGAGGAAGCAGAUUCGUGACAUAACUUCGGAGCCUUUGCGUGGAAUCAUCAUAUGCUUGGUCUGUGUCUGGAGCUUCUUGGCGUUCGGCAUGUUUGGACAUGUUUACAUGUAUCCCAUUUUGCUGGAGCACCAAGUCUUCAAGUACCUGUCUUCGACUCACUUUCUCCCUCCUCACUCUCUCGUAAGGCUCGACGCGUGGUGGAGGUUCGCGCUCAUGCUCACUCUCACUCUCGCGGAGUUUCCGACUGUUCUCGUGUCGAUGACUCUUGUCAAGCAUAAGUCUUUCGGCCGGCGCUACGCUAUCAUGACCAUGGCGUUCAUAGCUGCUUGUAUCGCGAUCCUGUGUGUUUGUCUGAAGGCCUCUUACCAGCUGAUGUACGUGUAUGCUCCCUCCAUCCUCCCUACCUCCCACAGAAACCAAGGCAUGGCCAUCGGCAACGGCAUCUCAAAGCUCGUCGGUCUAUCUGCAGCCUUCGUGAUCGUCACCAUCAUCACAGUCUGGGAGGGCUGGGCCUUCAUUGCAAUCGCCUGUGCUUUAUCGCUCGCGCUGUUCGUUCUGUCCCUGUCCCCGGACGCAGGAGAUGUUCUCAUGGAUACGAUCGAGUCAAACGCGUAG